ACUCGAAACGAGCGUGCCGUAAAGUGUGGCAUAGAUGUUUAGAAUGAGGAUAUGCUUGCCUAACAUUGAGCUGUUAUCUCUCGGUUUUACUAUUGGAUAAGUCUGUUGUUCACUAAGAGAGCAGCGUCAUAAUGUCAAAGCCCAUUCUUUUAAUCCUGUACGGGAGCCAGACCGGGACUGCACAGGACACAGCCCAGAGGAUUGCACGGCAGGCAAAGAGAAGGUGGCUGCAAGUUCAAGUGUUGCCUUUGGAUAACUACAAUGUGGCCAACUUGAUCUCAGAGUCUCUGGUUGUUUUUGUAUGUGCCACCACUGGCCAAGGAGAUCCUCCAGACAAUAUGAAGAACUUCUGGAGGUUUCUCUUCAAGAAAUCUUUACCUACUGGAUCUCUGAGUCGACUGGACUGUGCAAUACUGGGACUUGGGGAUUCCUCCUAUCCAAAGUUCAAUUUUGUGGCCAAGAAACUUCAUAAGCGCCUUCUGCAGCUGGGUGCCAGUAUACUGCUGCCUGUUGGCCUGGCAGAUGACCAACAUGACCUAGGGGCAGAUGCUGUGAUUGACCCAUGGCUCACAUCAUUUUGGGAGAAACUGUUUGCCCUGUACCCAUCUGUGGCUGAUGUGAUACCACUUCGGGAAGAUGAAUUACUCCCUCCAACAUACACUUUCCACUUCCUGGACGAUGUGAAAGAGGAGACAGCUGACAGGCUGAGAAUUUCCACGGAUCAAACUGUCCACUCCCAAUCUCAACCUUUUCCUGCCAGACUUAUUUCCAACAAGAGAGUAACAGACCUGUCACACUUCCAGGAUGUGAGGCACAUAGAGUUUGACAUCACUGGAUCCAGUUUGGAGUUUGAUGCCGGUGAUGUGGUGAUGAUGCGUCCUUGUAACGCACCGGAAGACAUACAACAAUUCUGUCAACUGCUGAGAUUAGAUCCAGAGGUCAGAUUCACGCUCAAGGCCACAGACAACUCUGCAGUUCCAGCCAGGCUUCCUCAGCCCUGCACCGUGCGACACCUGGUGGAGAGAUACUUGGACAUCGCAGCUGUACCUCGCCGUUCCUUUUUUGAGCUGCUGUCCACCUUUGCCACCAAUGAGCUAGAGCGGGAAAAGCUGGUUGAGUUCAGCUCGGUGGCAGGCCAGGCUGAGCUGCACAGCUACUGCAACCUGCCCCGCCGCACCACACUGGAGGUCUUGGCAGAUUUCCCCCACACUACAGCAGAACUUAAAGUAGACUACCUUCUGGAUCUUUUCCCUGAGAUCCAGCCUCGCUCAUUCUCCAUUGCUUCCUCUCUUCAGGCUCAUCCACACAGGCUCCAAAUCCUGGUAGCUGUUGUCCGAUACAAAACCAAGCUGUAUAAACCGCGGAGAGGACUUUGCUCCACCUGGUUAGCCUCCCUGGACCCUGCACAAGGGGACGUGUAUGUGCCUCUGUGGGUGAAGAAGGGAAGUCUGAAGUUCCCUAAAGAGAAGGACACACCUGUGAUAAUGGUUGGACCUGGAACAGGAGUGGCACCUUUCAGGUCUGCUUUACAGGAGAGGGUUGCAGAGGGAAAAACUGCCAAUGUCCUGUUCUUUGGCUGUCGCUCAGAGUCCAAAGACUUCUACUUCAGGUCAGAGUGGGAGGAGAUGAUGAAUGCUGGGCAUCUGACCCUCUUCACUGCCUUCUCACGAGACCAGGAGGACAAGGUGUACGUGCAGCACCGUGUGAAGGAGAGCUCUGGGCUCCUGUGGGACCUGAUUGCCAAUAAAAGUGCCUGCUUUUACAUCGCUGGCAAUGCUAAACAGAUGCCAGCCAGUGUGAGUGAUGCUUUGAAAGAAGUGUUCCAGCAGGAGGGAGGCAUGUCAGCAGAGGAAGCUGAACAAAUGUUUGCAGUUCUGGAGAGGACAGGCAGACUCCAGAUGGAGACCUGGUCCUGAUCACAUGCUCUCAGCCCACUGCUUCUCAGAGGUUACAUUCAGCUACCUCUGCUGUGUUGACUGCAUGAUACAGACCCAGCAGUGGAAAGUUUAGUCACCUUGAAUUCAUUCAUGAGAAUAUUUGAAAAUGAAGAAUUUGUUCUUGACCUUUGGGAGCAAUAUUGUGUCAGAUCUGUCUAAGCUUAAUGGUCCACUACCAGUUUCUUUUUAGCUUUCAUCACCAUCUCAUUGAUAACAGGUGUUUGUACUGAGGUGCAGUUAACAUCACAGCCUCCAACAGCCUCGCUACUGGCAGGCAGAAUAUAUGCAUGCUCCUGCACAAACUGCACAAACAAAACAACACAAACCCAGAGUUGAAGGAACAGGUUGAUGUUGGGGAAAUCCAUUUAUUCACUUUGAUGAGAAAACUGAUACCACUCUAAUGUUCUGUCUUGUUGUCAGAUUGCCAGGCAACCAGCAAAGAAUCCAGGAAGUUACCAGGUAGUCUUCUUUUUUUAAUUGUUCAUCGCCUCAGCUGCGUACCGUAUGAAAAAAGUUCACCAGGUCACUAAAAUUAAAUCCAUCUGUAGCUAAAGUCAGGUUACGUGUGCUGCUAUUUUUCAGCACAGUGUCACAUCCACAUAUUUUCAUGUUGACUGAUAUGAAAUAGCAAUUAAUUGGUUUUAGUGGACAUUUGAGCUUAGAUAAUUUUGUUACAUAUAUUUGUUACAUAUAUCAGCAGUUUUGUUGAUGCACAGGUAUGUGAACAACUUUAACUUUUGCCUUGUGUAACUGGUAUCCUUAUAGAUCCAGCAGUGUGACUCACUGAUAAGUAACAUUAUCAUAAUUCAUCAUAAUACAGCUCAAAUAUCAUUUGCUAACAAAGCUCGGCCUACGUUUCUCCAAAUUAUAUGGUGCAGAAUGUUUGUACAUUUACAUGCACCAUUAAGAUGCAGUUGUUAAAGACUGUGUAGCCUUUGCUGAGCAGCAGCCACUAUGGAGACAAAUUGAAAUGUUCUGUGACUGUAACACUCUGUAACAGAGUUCUUAAGUCAGUAAACUGUCUCACCAUUGUGGGCUAACACCCUACCCUGUCUCUGAUUGGCUUACCCUAAUAUUCUUACACUGACCCUAACCAAUCAUUAUUCUUCACACCUAAACCUAACCAACCCAACCAAUGAGGGCAACAAGCACUAGCCUGUCAGAGACAGGGUAGGAGCGGGUCUUUGUCCACCCUCACUGGGGAGAACAAAAAGUUGCACAGCAAAGUUUGCUAACAUUAGCUGGCAUUAGCCACCAGAAGCUACUGGUCAUACUAGACCAAGUAGGCUGUAGCUGCUAAACCCUGGAGUGUACUAAAUUGAGCACUGGUGCAUUAUAUUGCUCAUAAAAUCAACUUUUCAUUUUUAAAAAGAAGAUUGUUAUCUCUUCUCCCAAAAGCUACAUAGUUGCACUUUAAAGUAAAAUAAAAAAAAAAAAAAUCAUUCUUCUUCAGAGGGUCUUCUUCCAGUGGGAUUUAGUGGGGCAGUUUGAUAAUGCCAUUUGAGCCACAAUUAAAGGAACUGCACUCUACUGUUAGUCCUCUGAUUGGACCUAUAAUCCAUUAGUGUCAAGUAAGAUCCAUUAAUGUGUCCAAAGGGGCGUCUCUAAAAGCCAGUCGAGGCAGCAGUUGAGAACAUUUCCAUUUAAAGUGUACGUUAUGAUUGACGAAGCAGAGCAGCACAUGCAAAAGUGCAAGUGGUGUGAAAAUGUUCAGCAGCAGCAGUAGAACUUGCAAUCUACUUUUUCCCUCAGUAAGAAGUGCAUUUUUUAAUUGUAUUUAAUUGUAAUUAUAUUUUAAUAGUGCUUGUUGAAGCUGCAAGUAUGGGAAAGUUUUGACAUUAAAAACCCAUAUAAAUAACCCACUUGCAGUGAAGUGUACAGUAUGUAAUAACAUGGUUAACCUGACAAGAAACUUCAGGCAUUUGAAUGCCUUUAUACAUAGGACAUUUUUUCCAGAUGCUUUUAAAUUGUCUUGACAAACAGUCUGACAUUUAAAUCAUUGAUUUAAAUGUCAGACUGCCAAAUAGAAAAUGACAAUGCAAACUAUAAUGCAUAACAAAGAGAAACACAUUACCUAAAAGUAAAGUGUCCUAACUUGAGGAAGCUGUAAACUUGACUAGUUGAUACAUACAGUAUAUUGGAUCACUGGUGCAGCAGUAUACAAUGUAUGAGAUAUAAUUGUGACUAGUUGUACAAAAUGUCAUAAUUAACUACAUUAAUCUGUAAACUACAGCAGGUUGCUUUGAGAAUUCACUUGUUUGGCUUUUUGUGUUCCAACAUAAUAAUCCAUUAGGAUGUUAAAUGAGUGUCAGACUGGGUCUAAAAUUUUCUGUACAGCCCUCCAAAUUUAUCUGAUGAUGCUUAUAAAAAUCUGUAGCUGCUAGUAUAAAAAUGAACUAUAAUUAUAUUUAAAUCAAUUUGUGUGCACAUAAUGUAUGACAAAAAUAAACAUUUUAAAAGUA
This is a messenger RNA of Lates calcarifer (barramundi perch), 4399 nucleotides long. It is a transcript of the gene ndor1, whose product is annotated as NADPH dependent diflavin oxidoreductase 1. Gene Ontology annotation, molecular function: NADPH-hemoprotein reductase activity; flavin adenine dinucleotide binding; FMN binding. Lineage: Eukaryota; Metazoa; Chordata; Actinopteri; Centropomidae. Gene Ontology annotation, cellular component: cytosol. Bases 132 to 1916 code for a protein of 594 amino acids. The transcript has 15 exons. The record is from RefSeq and is a predicted model, not a curated record.